This is a messenger RNA of Mya arenaria, 953 nucleotides long. RefSeq lists its product as uncharacterized. The record is from RefSeq and is a predicted model, not a curated record. Bases 88 to 819 code for a protein of 243 amino acids. Lineage: Eukaryota; Metazoa; Mollusca; Bivalvia; Myida; Myidae. The transcript is spliced from 4 exons.
CAUUUAUAAGAUAUCAAAUACACAUUUGGUUUUAAAUAUAAUAUAGUACAUACAAAUGUGUCAUCAAUAACGCAAGGUUUUAGAGUCAUGUUUUUUGUAAAUUUCAUAGUGAUCUUUAUAAUACUAAUAGUGGAUAGGAUAAAUUUAGGUGCUGAAGCCCAGGUAGUCACGUUGUCUCCGACCUCUCCCACCAUGACACAGUACAGUCCUCUGACAUUUACCUGUGAGACACAGAGCACAAACACAGGCUACGUAAUAUGGGGUAAGCGGGUAGGAAACGCUGAUGUUGCUAUCGGGACCAUAAUCAUUAGAGGUGACAAUGAUUGUUCUCCUCCAUACGUUGGUUUGGCACCAAACUCCACACUAUACAGCUAUGCCUGUCCCGCUACAAACAGACUCACGUUAACGAUAAGGAAUGUGUCGAGGACGGAAAAUGGAGUCAGAUGGAAAUGCCAAGUUCAGGUCAACGGAACAAAAGUUAAUAGCAACGAAGAAACAAUUACAGUGCAAGUUGGCAUCACCAGUGUUACGUUAUCUCCAGGGCUUGACCCUAUCAACGUGAUAGAGAAUAUCCCAACAACAUUGCAGUGCCAAACAUCAGGCGGGUUACCUGCUGCCUCGGUCAGAUGGUUCAUCCAAAGGUCAGGGCAGGUGCAAGACGUAACGUCGCUCUCGACAAACACGUACCUGGAGGAGGAUGACCUCAACGUGACGCAGAGCUCACUAAACUUCACCCCGUUAAAAGUUGAUCAGGAUGGCCAGAUAUACUGUUCAGCAGAGAAUGUGGGAGUAAAGAGAAUUCCAAAAAGCCUUCUUUAAAUGUAUUAUACGGACCUGACAGACCGCUGUGCAAAACGAUCAACUUCAACAUUACUUCAGUAUUGAAGGUCGUUAUUGGUACCACGUUUACCAUCUUCUGUACAGUUGACAGUAAUCCAGCGCCAUUUUCGUGG